GACCCAAAAGAAACACCUCAACAGUUUCUCCUACGUUCCCUUGACUUGAGAAAUAAAGUAGGCUUUGCAAGUAAAGAGUCUGAUUGUGAAGUUCAAUAUGAUGAACCACUUAUUCAGAAAACAUUCAUGAAGUCUUUCGAGACAGGGUUACGAGACGAUAUUUUGGCGGCAAAUUUACGUCCCAUUUUGCGGUUACCUAGUUUAUCUGACAAGGAAUUAAUGAAAAAUGUCAACGAAUUGGCAUCUCACCAAGCUGAGAGGCAGAGUAAGCUUGCAUGUGAAAGGCGUUCUGCCAAGGUUAAUGCGUGCGAAGUGGACGGUGCGGAAAUUAAAAUGCGUAAAAAUGGCGGAGAUAAUGAUAAAAUUUUGGCCGAGAUUCGAGAGAUCAAAUCUGACCUUGAGAGUUUAAAAAAACAAGGCAGCAACGCUAAUGCUAAUCGGGAAGUAUCGUCAGGCGGUCGGAAAUUCCCGAGGGAAACACGAUACCGUGGUAGAGGGUGUCUAGCGUGUAAAGAACGGAAAAUUGGCGGCACGUGUCAACAUUGUUUUGCCUGUGGCGAGUUUGGCCAUAUUGCGUCAGAGUGCGCGAAAAAUUUAAAGGCUCAGGGAAACGAGUACCGGCAACCCCGCCGUCGGGACAGGGUCUAG
Paramuricea clavata is the source of this 648-nucleotide messenger RNA. The record is from the annotation of a GenBank genome assembly. NCBI's taxonomy places the organism in Eukaryota, Metazoa, Cnidaria, Anthozoa, Malacalcyonacea, Plexauridae.